AUGGAUGUUCAUGCCUUGGCUAACAAGUUUGUGAGGUUGGAUUUUUCGAAGCCUAGUAGAAAUCUCGCUUGUGUUGUAGAGCAGUCAUCUUUGGUGGACAGCAUCAAGGCUCGUCAGUUUGAUAGCACCCACUUUUUGGUUUUGAAAGACACGGUGCAGCGGGCUGGUGCCAAGAAGUUCUUGAUUGGGGAUGAUGGUGUUCUGCGGCUUCAAGGUCAGAUUUGUGUUUCGAAUGUUGAUGGGUUGAGAGAGUUGAUCCUUGAUGAGGCUCAUAGUUCAUGGUAUUCCAUUCUUUCAUAUGUCACGAAGAUGUAUCUUUACUUGAAGCAGCAUUAUUGGUGGCGAAAGAUGAAGAAAGUCAUUGUUGGAUAUGUCUCCCAGCGUUUGAAUUGUCAACAGGUGAAGUAUGAACAUCAGAAACCGAGUGGGUUGACUCACAAGUUAGUGAUACCAGAGUGGAAGUGGGAGCGCAUCACUGUGGACUUCGUGGAGCGGCUUCGUAUAGCACUGUCCAGGAAAAAUAAUUAUGUGGAUAGGAAGGUUAGGGAUGUGGCUUACAUGGAUGGUGAGAAGUACCAUGAGGAUAGCUCACAUGUUUUGGACUUCAGCACGGUGCAGUUUGACAAGAACUUGACCUAUGAUGAAGAGGCGGUAGCCAUUUUAGACCAGCAAGUUCGAAAAUUAAGAUCUAAGGAUAUUCCUUCUGUGAAAUCCAGGGUCUGGACCUUCGCAAGUGCGAAGGAUUCGUCACAUUUGCGAAAACUGAGAGGCUCACGCACUGAUCCCAUUUGUGAUCAGUGGUCUGCAUUGGCAGACGCUGAAAUUGCAAACAAGAGUUCGCAGUUGUGA
Molecule: messenger RNA, 849 nt
Organism: Nicotiana tabacum (common tobacco)
Lineage: Eukaryota; Viridiplantae; Streptophyta; Magnoliopsida; Solanales; Solanaceae
Source: RefSeq, a predicted model, not a curated record